Haplochromis burtoni (Burton's mouthbrooder) is the source of this 772-nucleotide messenger RNA. RefSeq lists its product as uncharacterized. NCBI's taxonomy places the organism in Eukaryota, Metazoa, Chordata, Actinopteri, Cichliformes, Cichlidae. The transcript has 2 exons. The annotation marks the transcript as partial. The record is from RefSeq and is a predicted model, not a curated record.
GUUGUCUGUUGAUUGCAGACUGUUAAUGACAGGCCUUCCUAAGUGCCUCAUUGUACAGCCUAUGAUCUAACAAUCAGAUGAUGAUCUAUGAACAAGCACUUGGUGACAGUAAGAAGGAAAAACUGCCUUUUAACAGGAAGAAACCUCUGGCAGGACGAGGCUCAGGAAGGGGAGGGGCCAUCUGGUUGUGGUUGGCCAUGUGAUUGGCUGGUUGGGUCAGAAAGAGACGCCACAAAAGGCAAACUAUGGUAGAGAGGCUGAGUUUUAUAAUUGUGACUACAUGCAAUCUUCACUGGGAUAAAACAAUCUCUAUCCCAGUGAAGAUGAAUAUUUCAUUCGUCAGGAUGUGAUUGAAGCAGGCGGUCUGAUGUAAAGCUGCGAGCAUUUUAACCCAGUGCUUCCCUGCUGUCCAGAUGGAGGGAGAGAAGGAACGACUGAGACAACAUCGGGAUGAGAAGGAGAGCAACGAAGCAGAUGAUUACGGCAAGUGUGACGACGACAAAGACAAGGUCGAGGAAGAUGGGGAAGACUUGGUGGGGGCAGCGCUGGUCUGGCAGGAACGCUACGGCGAGGACAAUCUGGGCCUUCCCAUCAUGCACUGGGAGGCCCUGAGCCUGCGUAUUGCCGAGCUUGAGAAGCAGGAAGAAGAGAAGAAGGAGAAGAGGUUAAAGACUGGCCUUUCUCUGGAGCAAGGAGGAGCCCCAGUCAGCUGGAAAGAGGAGCGAGGGAGGAGAACGGAGAGCUGGGGGGACUGCGAAGACGCCUGCAGACU